AUGUUUUCGAUCUUCAUUGUUUCGAAUCUAUGCUCAAACCCAAGUACAAAAGCAAAUCCAAAGCCAAGUCGAAAACCCAAGUCCGAAGCCAAGUCCAAAGCCAAGUUCAAAGCCAAGUUCAAAGCCAAGUCCAAAGCUAAUUCCAGAGCGACGUCCGAAGCCAUGUCCAAAGCCAAGUCCAAAGCCAAAUUCAAGGCCAAGUCCGAAGCCAAGCCCAAAGCUAAAUCCAAAGCCAAGAACAAUGCCAAUUCCAAAACCAAGUCCAAAGCCAUGUUCAAAGCCAAGUCCAAAGCCAUGUUCAAAAGCCAUGUUCAAAGCCAAUACAAAUCCAAAUCUAAAGCCAAGUCCAAAGCCAAGUCCAAAGUCAAGUUGAAAGCCAAUUUCAAAGCCAAGUCCAAACCCAAGUCCAAAUCCAAGUUCAAAGCCAAGUUAAAAGCCAAAUCCAAAGCCAAGUUCAAAGUCAAGUCCGAAGCCAAGUCCCAAAGUCAAAUUCAAAGCCAAUUUCAAAGCCAAGUCCAAACCAUAUUCAAAGCCAUGUCCAAAAUCAAGUCCAAUGCCAAAUCCAAAGCCAAGUUCAAAGUCAAGUCCAAGGCCAAGUCCACAGCCAAGUUCAAAGCCAUGUCCAAAGUCAAGUCCAAAGCCAAAUUCAAAGCCAAGUUCGAAUCCAUGUAA
Molecule: messenger RNA, 672 nt
Organism: Aedes aegypti (yellow fever mosquito)
Lineage: Eukaryota; Metazoa; Arthropoda; Insecta; Diptera; Culicidae
Product: testis-specific H1 histone-like
Exons: 3
Coding region: 1-672 (223 amino acids)
Source: RefSeq, a predicted model, not a curated record